AUGGACAAGAUCAACAUAUUGUUGCUAUGCUGGCUACAGAAUAAUAACAUCAGUUUUCCUCAUGCAUGUCCAUUUUGCAUAGCUGGAGAGGAGCAGCACAAGACUGCAUUAAAAGAAUGGGCUCUGAAGAAGAGCAAUUGGCAUAAAGUCAAUAAAGAUGUUGAUCUGGCCAACUUUGAUCAGGAGAAUCCCCAUUCCCACCCCCCUGUUCAAAAUUGGAAGGCUGGCACUCAUAUGUCAAAAAGCUCUGUUAUGGCAAUGGCACACUGUAAGCACAUUACAGUCAACACCAACAAUAUAAAGCUUGUUCUUGACAUCAGUGCUAAAAUCAGAUCAAACUAUUUCAGUCUGAUUGAUGCAUCUGAUCACUCCACCUCUGCUGUCACUAUCUGUCACCUGUGUGCUGCUCCUCCCCUGCCAACUACCACUGCCACCACUUCACCACCACCACCACUGCCCAUUACUGCCUUCCUGCCUUCCCCCAGCACCAUCAGGGUCUCCACCCAUCAAAUGACAGGUAUUAGAGCUCCUGUCUGGUUCACAAAGCUGGUUCUGGAGAAGCAGGAGGAGAAGAAGGAGAAGAAGAAGAAGAAGAAGUGGAAGAAGAAGAAGAAGGGGAAGAAGGAGAAUGAUGAUAAUGAUAAAGAUGAUGAUAAUGAUGAUUAA
Coccidioides immitis RS is the source of this 666-nucleotide messenger RNA. RefSeq lists its product as uncharacterized. The coding region runs from base 1 to 666 and encodes 221 amino acids. The transcript has 3 exons. NCBI's taxonomy places the organism in Eukaryota, Fungi, Ascomycota, Eurotiomycetes, Onygenales, Onygenaceae. The record is from RefSeq and is a predicted model, not a curated record.